Messenger RNA from Syngnathus typhle (broad-nosed pipefish), 3584 nucleotides. Its product is annotated as 6-phosphofructo-2-kinase/fructose-2,6-bisphosphatase-like. Bases 1316 to 2728 code for a protein of 470 amino acids. Gene Ontology annotation, biological process: fructose metabolic process; fructose 2,6-bisphosphate metabolic process. The transcript is spliced from 15 exons. The record is from RefSeq and is a predicted model, not a curated record. Lineage: Eukaryota; Metazoa; Chordata; Actinopteri; Syngnathiformes; Syngnathidae. Gene Ontology annotation, cellular component: cytosol; 6-phosphofructo-2-kinase/fructose-2,6-biphosphatase complex. Gene Ontology annotation, molecular function: ATP binding; 6-phosphofructo-2-kinase activity; fructose-2,6-bisphosphate 2-phosphatase activity.
GUUCGAGGGGGAAAAAAGGCGAAACCAGUCCGGCUGCUUGUGCUUGGGCAGGCCGGGACCAACAAUGCGCCCGCCGCGUUUACGCUUGCGCAGUGCGCGCAUUCACAAGCUCCGUCUCGGAGUCGCAUUUACAGGAGGAGGAUGAAGCCCACAUCGGUGACGCAAGUUGGGGGGCCCGUGUUGGACGGGAGGAGGAUCCGCUUUCAGCGUCCCUAUGGUGAGCGUCCUCCUAAAAAGCCACACACCUUCUGAGGAAGUCCACGAGUACGUGACGUCAUGCGUGGGGGUCGAGCGGUGUUGAACGUGAGCCGCCAAAUAUGAUUCCGGUUCGAAUUCGGAGAAUCUGAUGUCUACAUUUAGAUUGCUUAGCAAGUGCUUCCAUGUUAAAAGGGAACUUUUAGUAGAUUUUUAGAAAUGGGGUCGUCCGCAUUCAGACAAAACUGACCCAAUAACAGUUCAUGAAAACUAACAAAAAUAACUCAAUUUGAAAAAGAAUUGUUAUAAUAUUAAAAAAAAUAAAUGCUUUUGAAGAAGGCAUAACUAACUUCAUCUUGAGUUGAUAAUACUUACUAAAAAUAACUCUAAUUAUACUGAAAAUGACAUUUUUGUAUUUAUUUUGGUAUUGCUGCACAUUGGUAGCCACUCAAGAACCAAAGUUAGCUGCUUGAAAAUUGAAGUUGACUUUACUUUAUUACUCAAUACUGAUUGACCUCAUUUUUUUAAAUCUUCCUACUUAUUGACCUUUUUCAUCUUGCACUCAACAAAUACUCCAUUAUAUAUCACACAAUUUAAACUAAUACUAAAACUAACCCCACAAAAACGGAGCAUUUUCGAAAAAAUAAUAACAAAUCAAAACUCACAAAUUGCUCAUGGGAAAUAAAUUCCCCAUGAAAAUAAAGUCUCUAGGGUCACUUGAAAUUAAACAGGUCUCACUCAUGGCAUCAACAUUUGAAGAUGAGUUUGGCUUCCAGGGCCAAUUCAUUCAUUCAUCAUAAAGCUUUGCCUUUGAUAUUUUAAAAAACAUAGACUUUGGGUUGAUUGAAUACAUUUUGGCUGAACGGUCCGUGGGUUUCAGCAAUUGAAUACACGCGUGCAUGUUUUGAAAAGCCGUCAGUGUGAUGUUCUGAGCCGUCGAUCCAAGCCCAUUGGUGGCUGAGCUCUUCCAGCUCGUCUUAUCGUCCAAUCGGCAACACUCCGUCCCGUGCCAUCAGCCAAACAGGUGCUUGGACGACAACGCUCUUCUAAAGUCUAAAGUCUGUGCACCCACACACACUCACUCAGUCACUCACUCACACACACACACACAGCAACAGCCAUGUCGCAAAGUCACAACACCCUGACUCAAACACGACUGGAGAAGACGUGGGUGCCGUGGAUGCCGGACCGACUGAGCAAGCGUCGAGGAUCGUCGGUUCCACAGUUCACUAACUCGCCGACCAUGAUCGUGAUGGUGGGACUACCUGCUCGUGGGAAAACGUACAUCUCCAAAAAACUCACCAGGUAUCUCAACUGGAUUGGCGUCACAACCAAAGUGUUCAACGUGGGCCAGUACCGCCGAGACGCCACGCGUUCCUACAACAGUUUCGAGUUCUUCAAACCCGACAACGCGGAGGCCAUGAAAAUCCGAAAAGCAUGCGCCGUUGCCGCGCUCAAGGACGUGUGCGACUACUUCACCAACGGGCAAGGCCAAGUGGUGGUUUUCGAUGCCACCAACACGACACCCGAGCGCCGAGAGCUCAUUCUCAGCUUUGCUAAUGAAAAUGGCUACAAGGUUUUCUUUGUGGAAUCCAUCUGUGAUGAUCCAGAGAUCAUCGCUCAGAAUAUUAAGCAAGUCAAGCUAAGCAGUCCCGAUUACAUCAAUUGCGACAAGGACGAGGCCGUUGCCGAUUUUCUCAAGAGGAUCCAAUGUUACAAAUUAACGUACGUGGCGUUGGAUGAUAACAAGGACAGGAACUUGUCGUAUAUCAAGAUCUUCGACGUGGGCAGCAGGUACCUGGUGAACCGCGUGCAGGACCACAUCCAGAGCAGAAUCGUUUACUACCUCAUGAACAUCCACGUCACGGCGCGUUCCAUCUACCUGUGUCGCCACGGCGAGAGCGAGCUUAACCUGGUGGGUCGCAUCGGCGGAGACUCGGGAUUGUCGGCCCGCGGCGCCAAGUUUGCUAGCGCUUUGGGAACGUACGUGCGCAAGCAGAGCAUCAGUGAGCUGAAGGUGUGGACCAGCCACAUGAAGAGGACCAUCCAGACGGCUGAAGCUCUGGGGGUGCCGUAUGAACAGUGGAAGGCUCUCAAUGAGAUUGAUGCUGGCGUGUGUGAAGAGAUGUCCUACGAGGAGAUUCAAGAGAAUUAUCCGGAAGAGUUUGCAUUGCGAGACCAAGACAAGUAUCGCUACCGCUAUCCAAAGGGCGAGUCUUACGAGGACCUGGUUCAGCGUCUGGAACCCGUCAUCAUGGAACUGGAGAGGCAGGAGAACGUGCUGGUCAUCUGCCACCAGGCCGUCAUGAGAUGUUUGCUGGCGUACUUCCUGGAUAAAAGUGCAGUGGAACUGCCCUACCUCAAGUGUCCUCUUCAUACCGUCCUUAAACUCACCCCAGUUGCUUACGGGUGUAAAGUGGAGUCGGUCUUCCUGAACAUUGAAGCUGUGAACACACACCGUGAUAAACCCGAGAACGUGGAGGUGGACCGAGAUGCAGAAGAGGCGCUGGAGACUGUGCCGGAUCACAUCUAGACCACCAGGGGGGGAAAAAAAAACGCCGCCAAGGAGCACAUAUGAUACAUCAGACUGUAUGUGGAUAUAAUUACAUUUUAAUCCAAAUAUUAUCAGAUGUUUUGAUGAGAAGCCAUGGCCCAACAGAACAUUUACAAGGGACAUACAAUGGAAACUUUACUUUUGUAGUUGAUUAAGGGCUAUAUCAAUAACUUGACCUGUCUGUGAAAUCGGAAGCCACCACUGGCUAAUUGAAUCCUAUUUCCACCAUUAUGUAAGUAGCCAUUAGGAUUUGAUCCUAUUUUCCCCGCUAAAGGUAGCAUUUUGUGACAAAGAUACUCAGUUACACUUGAAACUAGUGUUGCAGGUUCACCAUUCGGAGUACUGUUGUGUAGGUUUGAACGAAUGCAAUGUCAUUGCAGCUCUGCUUACCUUUUGAAAUUGAUAUUGCUUUGGAGUUCCACUGUGGCAUAAAAAUGGCACAUCUUGCGGCAAGUCAUGGUGGAGAAAGUGUGUGUGUGGGGGGGAGGGGGUACACAAUGAAUUCUAUUCAUUGAAUCAUAUUCAAUGAUGCACUUUAUGGAUGCUCAGGGAAUAAUCAGUGGGUAGAGUACUGCAAUAAUUUAUCGUUAUCAUCGUUCAGUGUUCUGACUGUUCUGUCGUUCUUGUAGCGGUUUCGUUUGGUUUUUGUUUUCAACCAACGUGGACUCUUAGCAAAAUGCCAAUGGCGCAAUAAUGACAAUAGAGACAAUGCACCCCGCUUGAAAUUUGUUUUCGCCUUCUGUGAGUGUAUGGUUAUUUCUUGCACUUUCCCAAUAAAAAUGAUGUUUACUGUUCACUAGAAGUCAUGAAAAAAUAAAUAAAAUAGUCAUCUCCG